AAAAGCUCGAAUGCUUCUUACAGACGAUGUUCAAUGUAUAAAGUUCAACUUUUAAACGGUUAUCAUCGCGAUAAAGGUUAAUGCGGGGCAGGUCAUUCAGUGAUUGUUGCAGUGGUUACAUUGACUUCUCAAAGCUCUAAAUCUUCAGGCUAGGGUUCCAGAUAUGGACAUUAACUGGUCGGACGUCAACUUGUGGGUUUCCUUGGCAACUAUAACGUUCAACCCUCUGUUUUGGAAUGUGGUUGCGCGCUGGGAAUACAGAAGUAAAGCCUUGUCUAAUUUAUUUCGUAACCAACGUCUGGCAUGUGUACUUCUAGGCAUUACGAUAUUCUUGCUAGGAUUAUUCCGAGACCUAAGAUUUAAGGCAGCUCUAGAUUCACAGCCCAGAUGGUACGCUCUACAUGAGAACUGGAUCCUAUGGUCUGGGUACAGCUGUAUGGCAGUAGGGGCUGUGUUUGUGCUGAUCAGCUACUACAGGCUGGGCUUCUUUGGAACAUUCCUUGGAGAUUAUUUCGGCAUCCUGAUGGAUGAGAAAGUAACCAGUUUUCCCUUCAGUGUUUUAGAGAACCCCAUGUAUUGGGGAUCAUUCCUGAAUUUUGUAGGAGGAGCAUUAGUAAAAGCUAGCCAAGCUGGCCUGGUACUCAGCAUAUGGGUGGCCGUUUGUUAUAAAGUUGCCAUACAGUUUGAAGGGCCCUUUACUGCCAAGAUUUAUGAAGAUCGAGAUCGGAAGAUGAGAUUUAACAAAAUGGCUUAAACUGUGCUGAAGUUUUAUACAUGAGUUUUAAGUUUUAUCAUAUGCUCACGGUUAAAAAUGCACGGAACUUGCAAAGUAGAAGAAAUCGGGGAACUUGACAUUAAAGAAAAAUAUGGAAAUUAGGCCAAUUAAAAAGUGAAAGAAAAAUUGUAUGGCAAAUAGUAAAGUAUUUGUGUUAAAUCUUAGUCUAACAGUGUGGCUAGAAGUGGAAGGCGUGUAUAGACCAAUCUUUCGUCAUCACCAUAAACUGUUUAUAGGUGCUAUUUUAAAGAGACUUGUUCACAGAUUGUCUUUGUAAUGCCUUUAUUUGUAUUUGCAAUUACUAAAAAAAAUACAUAUUUUGUUUGCUUGGCAUGUACUUUUUGCUGUUUUCAACAGAAUUUUAGUAAUAGCACUGUAGUAAUUUAUCUACUUAAACAUUUUCUUUGCAUUCUAAUGCUUAUUCAUAACACAUACUAAUACCAGAAACUGUCACCUACCCUAUUCAAGUAAGAGGCAGAAGAAGAAUGACUUUAACAAGGAAGGAAAAUAAUCCAUUGAUAGUGUAUAAGAUUUUGCUAACAGAAUGACUUGAAAGAGGAAGUUAACUUAAAAAUGCAGUUGCCUUUUACAGUAUUCAAGCCGGCAAAUUUAACACUACCGAUGGGUUAUUCAAGCUUAAGUGAUAAUGUAAUUUGCUAUGUCAUUACACGCUCAUUUUCUUAUUACCAAUGAAAAGCUUACUACCAAUCUAUUAAUUGAUAUGUGAACAAGUCCCUUUAAAAUAUUGAUAUUUUUUAGUUAUCGUUUUGCUAUUGCCAAUAAGUGCUCAAACACAUGUUUGUACAUCUAGAUGUAUUUUGUUGCCAUAAAUGUUUACACAUUUUUAUGAUCAGUUUUAUUGUAUAUUAUAACGUUUAUGUAAAGAGUUUUGUAUGAGUAUGGA
Molecule: messenger RNA, 1679 nt
Organism: Dreissena polymorpha
Lineage: Eukaryota; Metazoa; Mollusca; Bivalvia; Myida; Dreissenidae
Product: phosphatidylethanolamine N-methyltransferase-like
Exons: 7
Coding region: 164-754 (196 amino acids)
Biological process (GO): phosphatidylcholine biosynthetic process
Molecular function (GO): phosphatidylethanolamine N-methyltransferase activity
Source: RefSeq, a predicted model, not a curated record